Adineta steineri is the source of this 1251-nucleotide messenger RNA. NCBI's taxonomy places the organism in Eukaryota, Metazoa, Rotifera, Eurotatoria, Adinetida, Adinetidae. The record is from the annotation of a GenBank genome assembly.
AUGAUGUCGACAUAUAAACAUACAGGAACAUGUGAUUUAUCCGAUGAACAAUAUAAUGAAUAUGAUAAUUCAUUAAAUGAUUUAGCUGAUCGAAUUAAUUCACUCAAUGAUCGAUUAACAACAUCAAAUAUUGAUCUUAUGAUGAGUGAUGUUCGGCAAAAACUUGGUAAAUGGCGUUUAGAUUGUUAUCAUACAAUUGAUCGAUAUUAUGAACAGAAAUGUCGAGAAGUAGAUCGACAUGUUGCUGGAAUUGUUGAUAAACAACGUAAAGAAAUAAAUCGUAUACGAUCAAGUAUAGCUACUCUUAAUCAUAAACAAGAUGCUGUACAAAAAGAUAUUAAUCAUAUAAUAACAAUUGCACAUCAACUUGAACAAGAAAUGGAUGCAACAAAAGAAAAAUAUCUUCAACUUAAUAUUCGUACAAUAGAAAUUAAAGAAAAUUUAAUUCAAAUUCAAGAAACAAAUGAUUUAUCCCAUUCACCUAUCAUAUCACCACCUAUUAAAACAAUAAAUUAUCUUGAUGAAAGUUCAAAAAUUGUAUGUGCUAAUGAACAUCAUUUACUUGUACAUAAUGAUUCAAGUCUAUGCUUGUUAGAUAAAGAAUUAAAUAUGAUUAAAGACAAAUCAUGGACAUUCGGUUCUAUUAUGGAUAUUUGUUGGUCAUCAACAUUAGCACGUUUUCUUGUUUUAACACGAAGUUAUUUAUAUCUUAUUGAUGAAAGUACAAUGUCAGUAGUACGUGUACAAAAAUUUUCUAAAUUACCUUGGUGGUCAUGUACAUGUUCAGAUACAAGUUUAUAUAUUACAACAAAAGAUUGGGGUUCAAAUGUAUAUCAAUUUACAUUAUGGCCAUCAAUACAACUUACAAAACGUUGGCAACCACCCCAAGCAUGUAGUCAAGAUGAAACAAUAAAUAAUAUAAUAUAUAAUAAAGAAAAAUUAGCUUUAAUGAUUUAUAAUCGUGCAACAAAAUCAAAAACAAUUGAAUUACGUUUAGCAACAACAUUUGAUCGAAUAUGGUCACUUGAUCUUGAUAUUGAUUAUGAUUCACGUACAAUACGUUGUUGUUUACUUAAUCAUGAUGAAUGGCUUGUUGUUGAUUGGAAUACAUCCAAUCUUUUUCAUAUAUCAAGUGAUGGUAAAUUAAAAUUAACAUGUGAUUAUAAUCCAUCACCUUCAUGUGCUGCAACGCUUGGUGCAAAUAUAUUAGUUAUAUCAACUGCCGAUGGAAUUAAUUUACAUAAACUAUGA